GUUUCCGUAUCGGCAUGAGUAUCCGGAGGACAACAAGGUGUGGACCCGAAAGCGAUUCGAAGAGCUACUGGGAUAACCGGAGAAGUUUGCCGUGCUUAUCGUGACGGCGGCCGUAGAGUCAGAAGACGAAAAGAAGUCGUGUCAUAAGCCCAUCGCACUCGCUGUUUGGGAUCUCGCCGUUAUGACGAAGGAAGAGAGCGAUGGUAUACUCCAGUCUCGACCUCGACCCUCGCCGCGACAUGGACAAGACGCGCGCGAAAGCACACAAGAGGACGGUACGCAGAUGAUUCAAGAAGUACUUCGCGAGGCGUGGAACGCGCCAACUCCGUCCUUCCCUCUUAGUAACGCACCCGGAUUUUCGCGGGCGUGGCGCCGGGACCAUGCUUUGCAACUGGGGAAUGGGGAAUGAAGAAGGCGGAUGAUAUGGGCUACAGAGCGUAUGCUUUCGCUAGCCCGAUGGGGAAGAGGCUGUACGAGCGUUUGGGGUUUCAGAUGCUGGGCUCUGUGACUGCUCAGGUGGAGGGGGAAGAUGAGAAGCUUGAAUUGUUUUGCUUGGACUAUGAGAAAGAAAUCGGGGAGGAAGAGGAGACAUAGGAUAAGGCUCCGGGGCUCGGCUGGAUUGAGGUGUCCUCAAUGAGAUUUGACGCUUCUGAUCUUGCCUUCCUGGAGACGUAGGUUCUGUUUU
Messenger RNA from Trematosphaeria pertusa, 685 nucleotides. RefSeq lists its product as uncharacterized. The record is from RefSeq and is a predicted model, not a curated record. Lineage: Eukaryota; Fungi; Ascomycota; Dothideomycetes; Pleosporales; Trematosphaeriaceae. Bases 406 to 594 code for a protein of 62 amino acids. The transcript has 2 exons.